CCAACUUUCAAUAUCAAGCAGCAAAACGAACUGUUUUGUUCAGCUAAAAAUAGCUGGACGGAGUGGACAUGAGACCGGAAGCCACUGCAGACCCAUAGAACUUACAAAUGGCCGCGCCCAUUUUUACGACAAAGGUGGAUAGUCUUGAUUUGUUCUAUAGUCUAGAUAGACUUUGUUACAAAUCACCCCGUUUAUAGACCAAUCACGUCUAACCCCCGACCGAACCUUUCUCAAAAGGCCUUUUUGAUUGCGUAGUUUCCACCUGUAGGAGACCCCUGAUAAAAAGGGAGCAAGCCGAAGGAAGAGAGUUUCCACCUGUAGGAAAACGAUACGUAAAACAUAAUAAAAACGUACUAGUAGAUUAUUGAUAUGAAAGUGAACAACAUAACUCGUGUAGUUCUAUGUUUGAUUCUUGGCAUUUCCUCCAGCCCAACACUGUUAAAUAGUGUCUCGGCGUCAUCUUUAUUAGAUAAAAGAGUCGAUCGCCCAAGAACAGCUCGCGAGAAACACUCUGGGAAACUUCUAGUGCGCGAUCCGUUCACAAACACGCCAGACCUGACGCUCCAGAGGCCUGUCCUGCGGAUCCGUGGCCAAACACCUGCGAGAGUCUCACCUGGCGAGGAUUACCUGCCCAGAUACAGCCGGCUCCCGGAUGUGUCGGUGACCUGUUCACGCUCUGGAUUCGUUUUAAGGGUAAAAAAGAAUUUCUACGGUUUCUCAGCCAUCGCAGAGGAGCUGACGCUCGGAGAAACCUGCAAAGGUAACGGGGUCCUUGAGCCGCAUAACGACCUGCUCUUCACAUACAGGCUCACCGACUGUCAGGGAGAACAACAGGUGUUUCCUGAUUACGUUGCCUACAAAUAUGUCCUGCAUUAUGUGUGUCUGUCACACCGAAACCCACUUCGUUAUCACAGAGUCAACGUGGGCGUGGAGUGUCGCUAUAAAAGGGAGCGCCAUGUGCACAGUCUGGUGGUGAGUCCCACAUCUCGGACCCUAUUGCGCAAACUUAUCAGGAGCAGAUCUGGUGACUUUUGGAUCCAGCUGAUGGAUGACUCCUGGUCUUCUCCAGUCAGGUCUGCUGUGUACCUGCUGGGUCAGCAGGUGAAUGUGCAGGUCUCCACGCGACAUCAUUACCAAGGGGUCAAGCUUUUUAUCAACAGCUGUUAUGCAGCUACAGUCAACACUUUGAGUCAAGCAUCCAAACACAGCAUCAUAGACAAUUAUGGGUGUUUACGGGAAAGCUGGAUAAAUCCAGGUGCUUCAAGAUUCAGGUUCUCCAGGGCAGACAAUGUUGUUCAGUUCUCCUUUGGUGCUUUCCAGUUCAUUGAGGCUCCAGAUGCCCAGAUCGCACUCCAUUGUGAGCUCUCUGUUUCUGGUGGUGGACCUAGUCCAAUGCAGAAGUCUUGUUUUUACGGCCACACCGAUAAAAGAUGGAUCUCUGUGUUUGGUCAAGAUUCUAUCUGUGACUGCUGUGAUUCAGUCUGCAACCAGACCAAAACCAAACGAAUAACACAUGAAGGGUUUGUAAGCAGUGAUCAAGUGCUCUUCUCUUAUCCUGUGACUUCUCCUUUCUCAACUUUGCCUUCCUCAACUCUGGAAUCCAUUCCCAUGGCUCAUAGAAAUGAUGAUGUUAUCUGGUUUGAAGCCAAACUGGCCAAAGAGCCCCAGAGGUCCUACACCCACAAGGACUUUGUUGCCUCUGUUACCCUGAUAUCUUCUGAGGAGGACCAUGAUAAGAGACCGCACACAUCUAACACCAGCACAGUGGAGUUCAUAGAGGACAGGAAAGAGAUGGAGGAAGAGAAACAUGGGGAUGUGGAGAUUUUUAUGGCAAUCAGUAAGAGUAUUGCAGGAUCUGAAAGGCCAGAUUUAGACCCUAUGAAGCAGCUUGACGUUGCAUCCUUGGAUUGGUCUGGAGACAGGAAAAUGCAGAACAUGACAAAGGGUUCAAAUUGCUCACCGAAGAAUGGUCAGAGAGUGGAAAAAGUUCUUCAGGAGGACAAAGGUUCCACAGAGACUUCAGUUAUGGUCAAUGAAACCAUGGAGGAACAUCUUGAUAUGGAUGAAUCAAUAAUGGGAGACAGGCAACUGGAUGAGGUGUUUCUGCCAUCAUUCAUCUCCGAGGAAAAGAAUUCUUCUGAAAAUAAAAAGGAAGGGUUGGGCUUCCUGUUAAUUUCACCAUUUGAGGAGAAACCAGAGUUUUCACUUGGAUCUGAUGAGCUGAUAGAGCAGGGUGUUGUAAGAAAACUAGACCUUGCACAUGACUCAGAUGAUUAUUAUUUUUCAGAAGGAAUUUAAUUCAAAAUUACUUUUUUUUUUACAAAUAAACUCAAACUGGUAACUCAAAUUCAAACUGGUAUUGCAGGAAAUCCUUUUCUUGAUUGAUAAUCCAUGUAUUGAGAGAUAUUAAAUUACUUUUGUUACAUGGUUUCCUGGUUUCCAUGGUAAUGCCUUUUUUAUUUUUUGCUUAAACAAAGCCUUUUUUAACUUGAAUCAGAAUAUUCUGUUAAUUGUAAUCUUUAGGAGAAGCUGUUCAUAUCUAAUGUCAUUAUGGGUCUUCAUGGGCACAUGUUUGGUCUUGCUGUCUGUACAAUGAAAUUUCAAGACCUUUGGGUAAAAUCAGGCUAACUUUUGUCAUUCAAUGCAACGCCUAUUCACAUCACGUCAGUUGGGGAUAUAAAAAGACAUUGUGUUCCUCACUCCCACUGGCCUUUUCAUGUGUGUGAUAAUCUCCACAGCACUGUAAUGGUUGUGAAUUUGAAUGAAGUGAUUGUGUGUACUGCCAUUAUUUCUGCCACAAUUCCUCCUGAUUAUUUGGUUUCCGUUCGCACUGACAUGAUUUUUUAAAAGAAAAAAGCUACAUGUACAGUCAUGAUCUGUGAAACAACACUAGUGAGAUACUUUGCAAGUAUGUAUUUUAUUUUUCUGCAGUGUUUUCUUAAUGUAAUAAGAUACACCUAUUACGGAUGCAAGUAUGACCAUUCUGAAUAGAACAUUUGGAAUAUUAAAAUCAUUAAUAUCAUUAGUGGUUUUACACAGUCCAUACUAAUUGAAAUCGCAAUACAGUUUUAAAAACCAGUCUAAAAAAUGAUUUAGUAAAAUUCCAUUUUUGACAAACAGUUUAGCAAACAUUGUUAAUUUACUGCAAUGUCACUCUGCCAUCAGGUAAAAGUAAAGUAAAUGAUCUCAAUAUUGAAUAUUGCACAGUAGAAAAUUAACAAUGCUGCACAUAACAUGUUAUAAGUGACAAAAUUCUGGGUCUGUUAAGACUUUAGCACCAAAAAAAUCCAGGGGCCAGUUGCAUAAACUGUUCAGACUAGUCUUAAAAAGUUUAUAAUUGUGUAUA
Messenger RNA from Sinocyclocheilus anshuiensis, 3346 nucleotides. RefSeq lists its product as uncharacterized. Lineage: Eukaryota; Metazoa; Chordata; Actinopteri; Cypriniformes; Cyprinidae. The record is from RefSeq and is a predicted model, not a curated record. Gene Ontology annotation, molecular function: acrosin binding. The transcript is spliced from 8 exons. Gene Ontology annotation, biological process: positive regulation of acrosome reaction; egg coat formation; binding of sperm to zona pellucida. Gene Ontology annotation, cellular component: extracellular matrix. The coding region runs from base 370 to 2298 and encodes 642 amino acids.